GUUUACGAAUGGAGGUCUGUGUGUGUGUGCUUUUAGAGGACGAACUUUUCACGAAACGUAUGGGUGUACGAAAUUGAACCGGGUUAGUGAUGGGUUUUGCCGAAUUGUUCAAGGAUCCGUUUGUUGUGUGAAAUCAAAACCUCCCACCCUUUGGAAGUUGAUCCGUUUUAUAAUUUACCAUUUUCUUACACGGUUGGAAAACAAUUUGCCCAAGCAUCUUGAACGGCUGAACGGUGAGGUUAAAGUGAUUUCUGGAACCGUUCUUUUUGCGCGUUAUUUUUUUAGGAAGGCAGCGAUUUUUUUAGAACUUUUGAGUUAAUCGAAAAAAAAAACGUGUUCCACAUUUGUAUUUCUGGAAAAAAUAAAGCUUCCUUAUUCGUCAUUCUUCAUGUAUCUUUGAUGGAAAGGAGGAAAAACUGCAUUGCAACUAUUUCAUGUCCAUUCGAAAGGUGAGAUGUACCCAGCUGGACCAUUACUAUCGCACCAAGGUGUCGUUAACGAGUGUCCGGCCCUUUCUCUGCCACUUUUUUCGCUCCAUAUUUUACGUGUACGUGGCAUACGGCGUAUGUGCACGUGGGAAGGUAACACCGAAUCCCGAGCAAAAGCUGCCGGAUUCUCACACACUAAAGGUAGAAUCGAUUAGUGAUGGUAGCUUCGUGUACGCCAUUAAAUGACACGAACGCUGGUGGUUAAAAUGGUGUACUGGACCUUGUUAAGUGUUUUGGGGUUAUUGGGGUUUUUUGCGCACAGGUGGAACUAUCGCUGGCGGCUGCCAUUCGGGUGAUUAAAGUUGAAAAUUGUUACCACUUCCUUCAAUUACGAGCGGAAAGGCAAGUUUCGCGAGCAAAACAUAUGAGCUUUCUGCUCGUUGUUUAUCGUUCGCUUGGUGGAAAACUUUUCCCAAACCCAACAGCGGCUGGCAAUGGUUGGUGCUUUGCAUUAUAGCCAGACGAUAACCUUCUUGAGGUCGGUAAGCUUUAUUGCCACGGACCUGUUUCUAGCAUUGCACGCAAAUUUUUCAUGUUCCGCUCUACCAAAUGUAUUAGGCAGUAAAUUACUAGACGAUGACGAAGGCAGAACAUUAUGUGGAAAAGCAACAAAAAUAAAAAAAAACACGAAACGAGUUACGUUCCACAAGAAGAUCGAUUCACUUUGGUAAGCAUUCAGUGAACAUGUUUACUGAAAGUGGUUUUCAUAUUGAUUUGAAAAAAAAAUACGAUAUUAAAUGUUUUUAUUUUUGAUUCCAAAAAGCCCAAUACGAUGCCACAUUUCCUACUGCCAUACUCGGAAACGUUCAAGUAAACGUCAGCUAUCGACAAAACGUGUGGGGUCUAUGGCCGUCGGUGAACUCAAUUACCGUCCAGUAGACAAACAAACAAACAAAUUUAUAAUGUGGGCCUGCGCAAAGAAAAAACAAAACUGAAUGGAAGCGCAACGUCAGCAGAAAAAAGGCCGUUCUGGUUGCAAUUUUAAUCGCAUCACAUUUCUGGAAUGCAUGCAACAACAUUCAAAGCGCUGGUGUUGCGUUACAUCUCUAAAAUCAACGAUUAUUUCGUUUUGUGUUAAAUUUGCAGUUUCUCGACACACUGGCGUAUUUUCCCGUUAGAAUUACCUUGGGCUUUAGGGAAUGAAUCAAAUUUGUCUCUCAAUCUAUUACGCGUAAAUCAUACCCUUUGAAAGACGAUCCAAUAAAUAGGAAAUGAAACAUUUACGCACCAACAGCUAAUUACGUUUAACGAACAGUCUUCACACUUUUUUCUAAAAUGCUUGAUUACAUGUAAGUGAUCAAUAAAGUGCUGAAAGUUCAAAGCAUAACUUAGUAAGAAAAUAUUACUCUUUGAGAAUUUGAGAGCAACUAGCAGUAAACAAGAAGAUAUCUGAUUAUAAGUUUCAAAUGUGAGAAACCAUCAAACAACCACUAAAUGUAUGUUUACAUUCAGAAUGACCUAUUAUCUUAAGAUCUGUUAUCUCCAGUGGCUUACAUUGAUCAAUCAAUCGGUGAAGCUUUAAUUACUAACAGUACAGUUUUUUAUAAAAUUGCAAUUCUUCAUUUUACUAAUAGUUUCGUACUAUAGGUUUUGUAGGAACUAUAUGAAAAACCUUACGAAGGAAGACAACAGAAAACACUUUAUAAGCAAAUACUUUUUGCACUUAAAGCAAUGACGGAAACCAAACAAUUAUGCCCUACAUUCAUUCUACAGAAAUUGAUGACGCUUGCAAUGAGGAAAACAAUUGAGCGAUCGAAAACACGGUGCAAUGUGGCUGCCGAAUCGAUUCACAGGUGGUUAUGUUUUGUCUUUUGUUUUUUUUCUCCUAAUUUUGCUGACUGCAUACAAACGAUGUUCGAUCAACGGUCAAUAAAAUACAGUGCCGAUCGCUGAUCGCCGGCUAGUUGAGUUUGUUGCUUCGAGAUCGGUGCUGCCACCAUACGGAGCUAACCGAGACAGUGUAGUGCAGUAGGAUGAAGUUCGUCACAGUAUUGGUGGUGCUGGGUGUAGUGUUUACCGCGGUGCAUCUAGCAACUGGAGCACCCACAAACGUAGAGCAUUUGCCUGCCAAUGCCGAGCAGAACAAGAAAGAGUUGCGACCAGCGGCGGAAGUGAAAACACCCGAAGGCGCGGACGGAUCGGAUGCUCAUGCUGAUACGGUAGCCGUUGCAGCAGAAGCAGAGCAGGAUGCGGCGGUGGCAGAGGCGCUGGUACAAGGAAACCAGAUGAGCAACUACGUACAGGAGGAUGCGGCCGAUGGUGAGCCUGACGAAGGAGAUGAUGGCGUUAUGCGGACGGUGUGCGAUCAGGACCAGGACGCCGAGAGUAGUGCAGUGGACAGUGCGGUGGCGUUCGAGCGUUCCUACGGUGGACACGGUGGACACGGUGGACAUCAUGGUGGUCAUGGUCACGGACAUCACGACAUGAAGGGACACGGUUACGGACACAUGGAGCAUGGCGGAUAUGGUCACGAGCACAAGGGCCACGGUGGACAUAUGGAGCACGGGUACGGUCACGAACAUAAGGUUCACGAGCAUAAGGGAUACGAACAUGGUCAUGAGCACAAGGGUUAUGGACACGAACAUAAGGGACACGGACACGGAGGCCACGAGCAUAAGGGUUACGGACAUGGUGGCCACGAACAUAAGGGAUACGGACACGAACACAAGGGUUAUGGACACGAACACAAGGGAUACGGACAUGGUGGCCACGAGCAUAAGGGUUAUGGACACGGUGGCCAUGAGCAUAAGGGAUACGGUCAUGAGCACAAGGGAUAUGGCCACGAACACAUGGGACACGGUCAUGGUGGACAUGAGCACAAGGGUUAUGGCCACGAGCAUAAGGGAUACGGCCAUGCUCACGAGCACAAGGGAUAUGGACACGAGCACAAGGGUUAUGGACAUGGUGGCCAUGAGCAUAAGGGCUAUGGACACGAGCACAAGGGACAUGGUGGCCACGAGCACAAGGGCUAUGGAUACGAACACAAGGGUUACGGACAUGGAGGACACGAACAUAAAGGAUACGGACACGAGCACAAGGGUUAUGGCCAUGAACACAAGGGAUACGGACAUGGUGGCCACGAGCAUAAGGGAUACGGACAUGCUCACGAGCACAAGGGUUAUGGCCAUGAACACAAAGGAUACGGACAUGGUGGCCACGAGCAUAAGGGAUACGGACAUGCUCACGAGCACAAGGGUUAUGGCCACGAGCACAAAGGAUACGGCCAUGAGCACAAGGGACACGAGCACAAGGGCUAUGGUCAUGAGCAUAAGGGAUACGGACAUGGUCACGAACACAAGGCGCACGAAGCACACGGAUAUGGCCACGGACAUGGACAUGAGGCCCACGCCGAACAUGGUUACGGACACGAAGCGCAUGGACAUCACGGUGGAUACGAGCACAAGAAGAUGCAUUAUCGAUCCGCUUCGUACGCGGCCCCCGUCGCACAUCAUGAGGCAUCCCACGGUGGCUACGGUGGCCACGCAGCACCAGUGAAGUGCGGAUCGAACCUGCUCGUCGGUUGCGCCCCAUCAGUAGCGAAGGUACCUUGCCACCCAGUGCAUGAACAUGGCUAUGGACACCAUGGCGGCUACGGUGGACACGAAGCUGCCUCGGAGCUGUCUUUCCGCUUUGCUGCUCCAGAGCCCGAACAGAAGGAGGAAAAAACGGAAUAAGUGAUAGCGGCAGAUAAUAAAGUAUUCGCAAUAUUAAAUUCAUUUGCCUUAUUUUAAUUUAGUAGUUAGUACGGUUGGAUGAAGUAUGAGAAAUAUGUUUUUUAAAUAGUAAACUAACACCGGAUUUACCUUUAUUUUUAUCUUUGAAAAUGAUUCAUUUCAUUCAAUUGUUUUUAUAACUUCUUAAAGAGCGUUUUUCUUUCACAAUAAUAAAAUAUAUCAUUAUGUUUAACAAAAUGGCUUCCAAAUUUCCAAACUUCCGAUAAUAUGAGUACAUCCAAGGCACACAUGGUUUCGACUGGAGGUCCUCCAUCAGCUUCAUAAUAUAUUAUCAAACUUUUCGGAUCACCGUUGACAAGUCAUUAAUCAUAGACACCGGCAUUAAUCAAGUAAGAAUGGUGAAAAAUUCUGAUUACGGGUAAACAUCCUCCAUAUACUAACACGUUCAAACAUUUGCCAAACUACUACUCCCAGAUGUUACUAAUGGGGAUGGGUUCUUUAAAAGUGAUUAUUAUCGCUCAUCCAACGGCAGUGCUGACAGCUUUAUUAAAUUAUCAUACGCAAGGAAAAGAUUGUAAAAUAAAAAGCGUAUAUGCAUAAAUACUGAGAUGGAUUAAAUUAUUAUAAAAAGAAAAAAAUCAAACCUUCUUGGUUAAACAACGCACCAAUAUGACCAAGUCAAAACCAGAUAAAAGAAGAAAAAAUUUAAAUGCUUUACCCAUCGCAAUUUGGCCCAUGUUUCUGAGCCACACUUUUCUGAUCGAAUCUUUCCGCAGGUGUACGCCAUCACAAAAGCAUUGUUUUAUCUUAUUCAAACCGAUUUAUGGACAGUUAAUACUUAUACCUUUUCCCAAAACAACUCCCCCGUCCCACCGGGCACCGUUCCAGGUGCUGAAACCUUGCAAAAACCUUAUCGUUUCAAAAUGACCCAAAAAGAUAUGUUUUUAAUGCAAUCACAUAUCCGGGGUUGGUUCCAGUCAGAAAAAUAUGACCGCUUUUGUAAAAAGAUAAUAAAACGAGACAUCAUCACCUAUCGAAGGUUAUAACUCCACUCCUCCAACAUGGUUGUGCGAACGGUGGGAAACAUUAAUUUUCCUUCCAACCCCACCGAAAGCCCUUUUCGGGGUUUCGCUUUUGUUCCUUGUCUCAUCAAUGAUAUUACAGGGGUCGGUAUUCAAUUCAAUAGCAAACUGAUGGCAUAAUAUUCCACCCUUGCUCAUCCUUCCGCCGGGCACAAGCACACUCCGUUAGCAAAGCAUCCAAUAUUCUACAUUCUCCGUCAAUGUAUCCGUAGCGGUACUGAAGCGUACGCGUAGGUCGAUCGGUUGGAUAGGAUGUUUUUAUUUCAUUUUUUAUGAACGAUCCGUUACCGUUUGCCUGUAGCAUGAAACCUUACCAGUUGUAUCAGUAGCAAUGUUGUUGCGAUUUUUGAACUCGAGCCCGGUGUGUCAUGUGCGUUCGGAGACAAAAUUAAUCAUACGCAGUGUGUGUGUGUUUUUUUUUCUUCUCAUUGCUUUUGGUUCUGCCUUCUGCCUUUAUUCUCCGGAUAUUUGUUACCCUGGUUACUCUACGAACGAUCCAUCAAUGUGUUAAAUGUCAAAAGCGUAGGGUGUAGCCUUGCCACGGCGAAGGAUCAACGCGAACGGAUCGAUUGACACAACAGCGACAACAGCAAAAAAAAAGAACCUCCCCCGGACGGGUUACUAUUUCGGAUGAGGAAAUUUUAUAUUUCUCGGAACCUGUUCAAGGCAGAUCGUACACGUGAUAUGCGGCUGAAAAUUUGCCCGUGCGCCCUGUUUAUAUCAACAGCCAUUUUGUUCGUAUUUCAUGGUACUAUCCGAAAGCUAACCUUCCGCCCUCACAAGCUUGGUUGCCGACCAUGGGAACAAGUUUGAAGUCAAUUUGUUUAAUAAUGACUUUGACUGUGCCGCUACCACACUGACGGCAUACUGACCACGACCCACUGGUAAUGUACACCACCGGAUGCGUUCGCUCGAUAGGAGCGAAUGGAUGAAAGCAUCAUGGUGCUGUGCCAUGCUACCCGAUCCGUGGCAAUCCCCGUUCCAGCCGGUGCAAAACUCAGAACUCGGUUGAGUCGCGUCGUAUGUCAAAAAUUGUUAGCAUCAUUCCUCACAUCGCGGCCCAUGCUCUGCACGAACUAAAGCGAAUAUUAGUGUAGCGGCGCGGAAGAUCCACGAGAUACUCGACGACGACGACGACGACGACGCCCAUCCGUCACUGUGAUGUAUGAUUAUGCUUCCAAUAAAUCAAUGCUCCGGUUUCUCCAGUCUACUUAACAUGAUCCCGUACGUCCGUACGCUGCUGGUCGCCGGCCUAUUCGGAUGAGCAAACGUUGCAUGUACGUGCUGGAACGCUACCAGCGUGUGGCCUUGGUUGCCAUGGCUAGGAUGAGCGCUAAAUUUCGUACAAAUACAUCCGGGAGCGAGGGUUAAAUUGGAUGAGGAGUGGAAAUAAUGAAGAACUGAUCGGUCGGUACCAUUCGGAACGAUGCGUGAUGUUGUCGGUUCACGGUACGCAUGCAACGCAACGCAUUAGGAUAUGUCCAGGUCCUUACAGAGCUUUCACAAACGUAGGAACCGUUUAGGAACCGAACGGGUCAAACGUCGUAUGUAUGGAGAGCAGCAGAUAAAUUACUGCCCCGUUUUAUGGCAUACAAUAGGGCGCUGUAGCAUAAAAUUAAACUGACAACUUACACACGAGGUCAAUGAGAGUGAUGUUGUUGUGUUGUUACAUGCAAAGUUCAUUACGGCUUAUACUAAUUCAAUCACAGAUCGUGAAAUUGAAUAGUUUUCCAGUAUUUUUUUAAAGUCUUCAAUGAUUCCUUAUUUAUUUCCUAACUCUAAUUAUUUGCUUGUAAUUAUCUCGUCUCACGUAUUUGAGGGAUGCUAUCUUAGGCCUUUCCUUCACGCACUACUAACACCUACUCCAUGCAAAGAUGACAAUCGUUUAGCUUUAGCAUGUUGGAAGUUUAACCCGGUACAGGACAAUACUGACACCCUGAUACCCCUUCUGUCGCCAAUAUCACCAUCACUCAUCAGGCGCAUCCAUCGUACAUUGUGAUGUUCCUCCUAUUAUAUGGCGGCAGAAGAGUACGUACACAUUGACAGGACGUUACCGGGACCGAUUUGCGGGCAAUGUUUGGUCUGACGAGCCAUCAAUCAUCGGAUCAUAAUUUGGAAAAUGGUAUUCGAGCGAAAACGUGCGCCACCAGGCACUGACGAUUCACAGCGAUUCAACCAGCGGUGACAAGUUUGCCGCGUACUGCCGAAACCGGCGCUUCCAAUCCGGCGCUUUUCACUUGUUUGGCUUCAUUUUUACUCGCUGUAUUGGAUUUUUCCAUCCACUGCAGGGAUGGUGGGUUUUGGAAAAAAGGGCCGGGCUUAGUAUCGUACCGGUCUCCUUCUAUUUCCAAACAAACCAGCAUCCAGCAUACGGGAAUGGAGUUUCAAAUGGAGUUUCGGGGUGUCCUAUGUUGUUGUGUUUUUUUAUUAUUUGUCACCAAGUUCCGUAAAUCAUUUGUGACAUUAUUUGUGCAAUGGGCAAAGCAGGGAAAGGCGUACCAAAAGAACAACCGCAAGACCACCAUCGGAUGAAAAUUUUCAUCCUCCCCCCAUUCCCAUUUCCAAAGCAGGUGAUGAGAAGGUGGUGAUUGUUUUCCUCACCCUCGCCCAACCAUCGAAGAAAGCUGCCACGGCAAACGCUUACCAUGAACCGGAAAUGUGCGUAUUGGUGGGAAUAUAAAUAAGAAGUAAAUUACCAGAUAAGUUGCUUCCAUUUAGGCGCAUGACAGAAAACGAAUGGAUUAUUUAUGUGCGCCACCAAUGCUGAUGGGACGAAGUAGAAGCGAUUUUCCUUUUUUUUCUUCCUCCCCUGGAGACCGACAAACGGCCAAAAGCUUUUGUGCCCUGUCGGUGGUGGGCAUAUUUUUCUCUUUCCUUUUUUUUCGGUUGCUACCAUGCUACCAUUUCUUUUGGGGGAGAAAAAUUGGCCCCCAUUAAGGAUGGGGCACAUUCUGCUAGGCGCUUCGUGCUUGUUAGUCCUAAAUGAGGCUAUGAAUAUUUUUAACACUGGCACUGCAAAAGCAGUGCACGCGCUCUGGCCGUUUGGAGUGUUUAUCCGUUUUGCUUUCGGUGCUAAUAAAUCAACUGUUUGGCGCAAAUUGUUUCCAGCGAGAGGAUACAUAUGGUGCUCCAAGAAAAAAAAGGUCACCAAUAAUAGUUUGAAAUGGUUAGAUGGAUUUGGGAAACUGCGGAAAAUUUUAGUUUUAUUUUGCCUGGAGUAUGUAUAAAUAUUAUGAAGUCGUAUAAUGAGUUGAAGUAUUGUCAUCCAUAAAAAAUAUUGAUAAACAGUAAUCUGAAAGAAUAAAAAACUAAAACCUCGUCUAAACUCCCAUUAUAAUUGAUCAUCCCCAGCAUCAAAAUGGCAUUCGGUAAAAUGAACGCUAUUGUUCAAUUUCUUCGAAAGCCAAACUUAACUGCGAAAAGUACAUCGCACACAUUUUGCUACAUCGAUUCAGAGUCAGUUGAGCAAGUUAAGCUGUUGAUUAUUGCAUCGCUUUUGGGGUUGUGGCGAUGGGGGUUUUUUCUCACCACGCUCUACAAUAAACAAGCGUAAGAUGGCACGCCUUCAAACAUCAUGAACAAGUCAAUAUGAUGAUGACUGUGACAACCGGGAGCAUCUUUGCAUAUAGAUGAGCUAUGAAUUUUAUAGCGCCCGUGUGCAUCCAUGCACAAACGAUGGGACGCAAUGUUUGGUUGAUUUCGUUUUUCUUUUCGUUCUUUCUGCUUCUAUUGGAAGAAAAAACCCCCUGAAAAGAGAGGAGGAAAGACAUUGGAUGCAACCUUAGUUCCGCGAUGCGUUAUAAAUUCGCUACUGUUCCUUUUUUAUUACUCUCACGGUUACAUUUUCGCCUUCAUUCGAGAAAGGGUUUACAUAGGAAUAAUUUGAGAUUUGUUUGUCAAACAAAAUAGGAGUGUUGAAAAGGUAGUGGAUAGAAUAUAUA
Anopheles funestus (African malaria mosquito) is the source of this 9185-nucleotide messenger RNA. Its product is annotated as histidine-rich glycoprotein-like. Lineage: Eukaryota; Metazoa; Arthropoda; Insecta; Diptera; Culicidae. The record is from RefSeq and is a predicted model, not a curated record. Bases 2462 to 4162 code for a protein of 566 amino acids. The transcript has 2 exons.